Neogale vison (American mink) is the source of this 2178-nucleotide messenger RNA. It is a transcript of the gene GEMIN7, whose product is annotated as gem nuclear organelle associated protein 7. The coding region runs from base 808 to 1203 and encodes 131 amino acids. Gene Ontology annotation, molecular function: RNA binding. NCBI's taxonomy places the organism in Eukaryota, Metazoa, Chordata, Mammalia, Carnivora, Mustelidae. The record is from RefSeq and is a predicted model, not a curated record. Gene Ontology annotation, cellular component: SMN-Sm protein complex. The transcript has 3 exons. Gene Ontology annotation, biological process: spliceosomal snRNP assembly.
UCCCAGGACACUGAGAUCAUGACCUGAGCCGAAGGCAGAGGCUUAACCCAGUGAACCACCCAGGCACCCCAAGAGUGUUCUUGAUACGUGCAAGGAUUGGAGGACGGAGGCAAGAGUGGAGGGGCAGGAUAUGAGGUCAGAGGGGUCUUGUAGCCACUGGGAGGACUUGGGCUUUUCGCUCUUGGGGGAGGUAGGAGCCCGGGGGGGUGGGGCUCUGAGCCAAGGAGGGGUGUGUUGGGACUUAGUUCUAACAGGAUCUCUCUGAUAGCUGUGUCUGUGCAGGGAACAGUGAAGGGAGAAGCUGGGGGCCUGAUGGGGAGGAGACUGGUAGAGUCUAGGUGACUAGGGACGGUGACGGGACCAGACUGGAGGGAAGCAGAGUGGGGCAGAGGGUGAAAAGUUGCUGGGUUCUGGGUAUGACUUUGAAGGUGGAGCUGAGGGGCUGUACUGAUGGAUGGAAGAGAAAGCGAGGAGGGGUCCGGGACACCGUGGGAUGUCCUUUGCCUGAUCACCCUGAAAGAUGCUCCCCUCUCCUGGAAACCUUAGGAGGUCAGUUUUUUCUUUUCUUUCCUCCUUCAUUUCACAGAUGAGGAACCGGAGCUGGAAGGCUGCCUAUAGAGUCGCAGUCACCAGCCCAGAUCCUUCUUAGUGAAUCUGGGAGGGCUAAGAACCACCCGAAUCCACACCUUCAUCCUUUCUGCCGCGCGUGGGGGUCCUUUCUUGCCAGGAGCCCGCGGGUGAGCUGCAGAGACAGGAAUCACCUAACGAGGAAAAGGAUCAUCUCAGUCUCCCUCUUACCCCAGGAUAAUGCAGACUCCACUGACUAUCCCUGUGCCUGUGCUCCGGCUCCCUCGGGGCCCAGAUGGCCUGAGCCGAGGCUUUGCCCCAGAUGGACGCAGGGCCCCCCGGAUGCCAGAGGGUCCUGAAACCCCAGGAUCUGCAGGAGUUCAAGAGUCUCGGGAAUCCCAGGAACAGCAGGCACGAGCAGCGCUCCGGGAACGCUACCUCCGCAGCCUGCUGGCCAUGGUGGGUCACCAGGUGAGUUUCACACUGCACGAGGGCGUGCACGUGACUGCCCACUUCGGAGCCACUGACCUGGACGUAGCCAACUUCUACGUGUCACAGCUGCAGACACCCAUAGGUGUGCAGGCUGAGGCCCUGCUGCGGUGUAGUGACAUUAUUGCGUACACCUUCAAGCCAUGAAGAUGCUACUGGCUUCACCUUUUGGCUUUGGGCCUAGCCACCGGGCCCCAGCCCCACCACAUGGUCAUGGGACACACAGAGUUUGGAACUCCCUUGGAAUUCUGAGCCGACCUCCAAGCAACUCUGGCUUCUUGGGACCUCCAGGGUGUAGUCGGUAAAAUUUUGCAACCCCAGGAGUUCUAGAGCCCAUUGACAUGAAUGCUCUACCUCAAAGAACUCUAAACUCUAAAAUAGGGCCUCUUGCCAGUUCCCCAAGAUUGAGGAUUGGGCGUGGAAGACAAAUGGCAGAGUGGGAAAUUGUUUCUUGAAGCUGCAAAGUUCAGCCACCCUGAAGAUACUCCCCUCCUACUAAAGAAGCAAUUGCCCCAGGAAGAUUCGCCUCCUGAUUUUUGUUUGUUUUUUUUAAAGUGUAGCACACAGGGAUGGAGCCAGGUCUAGGAAGUGGAAGGGUAGCCAGGCUAGCUAUAGUCUGAAUCUGGUGGAUCUGGGCCAAGAGGAUACAUCACAGGGCUGAGAGGAGCUCGGAUGAAGGCGGAGAUUGGCUUGGUCCGGGAAUGGCUGGAGCUACCCGAAAGCCGGGUUUGGGACAUUUGGACGAGAUUUCCUUUUCGGGUGAGCGGGAGUGUUCCCAGGCAGGGGCGUGGCUCGCACCGGGUUACCUAGUCGCCUGGCUCUGGAGCGGUGUGGACCUCACCCUAGAGACGGCUUCCCCGUCCUCUCCGGAAGGCGUCGGACCUUGUGCGGCGGCGCCCCCGAGGCCAGGCUGAGGACUAGGGCUUGGGGUGAAGCUUCACCCUCUUUCUGUGUCGCUCCAGCUGUGUGGCCGUCCGGAUCAUUCGCUGCCCUUAUCCCCGUCACUAGCGUCUUUCAGCACAUUCGCUUUAAAAAAGUAAUUGCUGCCCCCUUUGUAGUCCCAUCAACUUUAGCAUGCAAGCGCAGAUCCCGUUAAAUAAAGAUUCGCUUUGUUUGUCUGCA